UGCGAAGAUGAAGCUGACUCUGCGUUAACACCAGCCUCAUUCCCACGCAUCUCUGCCUCGGCCUGCAGAAGCUCAAGGCAACACGUCUGAUGCCAUUGCGGGCUAUGUCUUCUACAGAAACACAAUCCAACCCACCAUCAUUCCAGAGACGAUUGGCCACCUCAACGCCAGCGGGCCCGCAUCCAGCUCCUCCAUUGCUCGAGAAGCAACAUCCACGACCUGGCUGCCGCCCGAGGCAUGCCAAUUUGACCCUCUCCUUUCACUAUAUUGCAUACUAGCAAGAGUUCUGCGACUCGAGGCUGCCUGCUAGGACCAAUGCUCGAAAGAACGGCGGCGGCGAGUCUGGAAUCAUGCAACAUCCAGCGUAUUAUUCCGAAGCCGACCCGCUCGACGAAACGCUGUCGCCAGCUCCAUACAGGCUUCUGGCAGCACGGAGCGUCUGCCAUUGAGCUCUCCAGCAUCUGGCCUGCGAUUGGCCGGACUACCGAGCAGGAUCAGACCGAAAAUGCCAACCGCCCGCUACAAACUGGCUUGGUUGCUUCCGUCUUUCUGCUAGACUUCCUAUAUCCGAGCGCUACAUACUCUCUCCUGCGGCGAUUGUACCCGGGCCUGCCGCGACCUCAAGAUUCUAGUCGUGCGGGUGGCAAUGCUAGAAGGAGGCAUUUCACCUCCUCUACGGCCACUGCUGAGCAUGGCUCGACUGAUACCUCGGCCCCGCCAGGAAUAGAGGCUCUUUCUUCUAUGGGGGGGCGAGUAUAUCAGCGAGAUGAUGGAGCAUCAUCUCUGGCGAGAGACUCAUAUCAAUAUAGCACCCACUCAAAACCUGCCUCUUUAAGUGAAGCUUCGCAGCCUCCAGCUUCCAUAGACACACACCAUAUAUCUCGGGUGCAGUCAACUGUAGCGCACCUGGAAGAUAUGCUCUCACAUCAAAGCGAGGAGCGCUAUCACGACGUUUGGGACUUGUACUGCAGGCUAGAUGAACACGAUCAAUGGGACUUCCGCCGCACCAUGGUGUUAUAUCUCUCUAAAUCGCGCGGAAUAGUCGAGAUCGGGAGAGCUAUUUCGCUGUUUCGCCAAAUUGACAUUGACAACUGGGACGACGACCUCCUGGCCGCUGGUGUUCUGGCUUUCAUGCGAUCUGGCGACCUAGAGCAUGCUAUCAGUAGGCUGAAGGUUGGCCUGGAGCUGAAGGGUUUAGUGGGAGGCCUUGAGUACAUUCUGGCUGAUACCAUUGCCAAUGAAAAAUGGUCUAUGCUUAUAGGUGUAUGGCUAGAAUUCUACGCAUCUCGCCUCAAGUUUGAACCAGCCGACCGGCCUGAUGCCAUUCGCUUAGAACGGCUCGAACACGUGCCUGGCCUCGACAAGCUCUUCUUCUCCUUUGAGAAGUAUCUCUCGUCUAACGGUGCAAAGGCUGUUCGCCCCAUCAACAUCUAUGAGACGACAAGGCUGGGACUUUAUGCUCUGAGGCGAAAGAUGGCAGAGCUAGCACUGGCGCAGCCCUGUCAACCGAGGCAAGCGACUGCUAUUUUGAGUAUUUUUAAUGACCACCAAUUAUACGAGGAUUAUCUGGUUCGCGUGUUGAAGUCUUGGCAUGGCAAAUCCGAAUUGAAAUCCAACCUUACCUGGUUAUCCGAGCUAUAUAGAACAUACCGCAAGCUUCCAGGCGCUCAUCCGCCCAUCCCUUUGCUCCAGCAUAUGUUUGAAUUGCAUUAUCCGGCUGGGGCUACGAUACUGGAGGACAUUUACAAAGACUGGCAUCGUGCCUGGGGAGACUUGGACCAAUGGGGGUAUGAAAAAUUUCUCAAAUUUUAUGCUGGGGUGGGCGAUGUCCAAGCCGUCCAACGACUAUGGGGGCGGUAUGUUAGCAAAUACCCCCGCGUGCUGAAGAAACCUAGGGCUUUCAGGAGUACGAUGAAUGCUUAUGCGCAGGUUGGCGAUAUCACCAAAGCAGAAGCAGAGCUUCGACUCAUGACAGAUAAUCAUGGGGUCAAGCCUGACCUCGACAUUUGGAAUACAUUGCUAAAGUGCUAUAUGAGGGCGCAAGAUUACAACCGAGCGGUGGCUUGUUUCAGCGAGAUCUGCAAGAUGUAUCGGCCCGAUUCUUUUACGUAUGCUCAUAUCAUGGCCAUGUCUGCCAAAAAGGGUGACCUGGAAGCCACUCUCGGCUUUUUCAACCAAUCUCAAAAAGGUCGAGUUCCCGUAUCGAAGGAGAUGGCAAUGGCUCUAGUCAUGGCGUACUGCCGCAACGAUCGACUGAUGGAGGCGGAAAGGAUAUGCAUAGAACUGGCAGAGCGAAAUGCAACAAGCACCGCCAUCUGGAACCAGCUUAUUCAUUUCAAUGGCAUGCAAGGAAGACUUAGCAAGUGUUACGAGCUGCUUCAGGCCAUGAAGUCGUUCGACCUUGCAUGGGAUCAUCAGACUCACGAAUAUCUCCUUGAUGCUCUUGUAAGAGUGGAUCAAGUGCAGCCUGCCUAUCGCCUCUUGCGGACUGCCUACAAGGAGAAGCUGUUUCCAGUUGGUCCGGAACAUUUUGCCGUUGUCAUGGCUGGCGCUGUUCGUAUCGGUGACCUUGGACUGGUCGAGAUCCUGGCUUCGCAUCUUCUCAAGGCAGGACAAUCAAUGAAUUUCAACGCCAAAGUAGCGCUUGCCGAAGCUUCUUUUAAGAAGAAGCCAUCUUCUAGCCGAACGCGGCAGCUUGGUAAAGAAUUUGUCGGCCAUUUGCGCUCUCUGCUUGUCCACAAUGCCAGGGCUAGAGAUGCUCACACAGUCUCAACGCUUCCGAGUGAUAUUAGACACUUGAAGAAACAAACCAAGAGUAUUGGCCGCGCUAUCAAGCUUUUGGUCGACCUACGAGAUUUUACGACAGCCGAAGAGGUCAUGAGCUUGUACAGUGGCAUGUUCCCCAAGUAUAGAGGAGGCGAGCCCUUCCCCCCAGAAGUGGUGUCCGCACUCAUGCUAGGUUACUUUAAAGACAGGAAAUUCAGUCAGGUACAUAACAUGUGGAACCAGACCUGGAAGAGAGUCCUCGCUCGAGCACGGCACCGCCAGGCCACGGGCAUUUAUCCCGUCCACGAAUACGAUGUCUCCAGACCCAUGACGAUCUUAGCCAAGACGCUUAGAGAAGAGAACAAGGGAAAGGAACUGCUUGAAAUUGUUCAACAGGUUACGUCAGCUGGAUUCAAGUUGACUCGGAGCAAUUGGAAUCUUUUGAUUCGCUAUCUAGCCGAGAUGGGUCAAUGGGAACCUGCCAUGCGCUGGUGCGAGACCAUGCUGAUGCCGCGCUGGCGUGGAUGGAGUCCCAGGAAGAGAAGUCUCCAGGAACGCCGCCAUAUGAGAAACACGCGCGUGCUCCAGGCGUCUAAUGCGGCUGUCCUCAGCUUACAGCAGCAGUGGCUGAAGCUGCGCAAGUUGGCCGCCUGGUCGGCGAGCGUCUCUGCCAAACUGAGGGAGAUUGAGAGACAAUAUCCCCGCCUGCACUACGCCUUUACGAAUACUGACUUUGAACAUGUCUCGGGAGCAUUAGACGGUAACCGGAAGGCAAGUCUAAAGAAGAGCGCCACGGAGAUGUUGAGGCCAUUUUCGCAUAUAGAGUUGAAGGGCAUGAAGAAGGCGUUGGAAAGACAGCUUCGGUUACAGCAGAGUAAACGACUGAGACGACGACAGAGAAGCCCGCUGCGAACGGUGUCGAGCGAGUUGAAGAGACGAGUCAGGGGAGUGCGGAAGCCAGCGGGUAGAGCGGAGAGGAGGUCUCUUCAGUCUGCAAAGGAUGAUGGUGGUGAAAAAGACGAGUAAGGGAAAAGGCGUAGGCUAGCAGCGGCUUAGGUGCCUAUCUAUGCGCCGUUAAGAGCAUUAAGGGAGCAGCGUGGGCAAACAGAUACGUGGGAUAAAUCAUAUCAUCAUGUUGGAUUGAUGAACUUGGCAUAGAACAUUCUUUCUUUGGGCUGUAAAAUAGAGACGUAUGAGAUGUAUAUGUAUGAAUAGUAGCAAAACAUUACACGCAUGAAAUGACGAGUGUAUAUAGAAAUGGGAGGUUUCUGUGGCAUCAUCGG
Trichoderma asperellum CBS 433.97 is the source of this 4049-nucleotide messenger RNA. RefSeq lists its product as uncharacterized. Gene Ontology annotation, molecular function: protein binding; mRNA binding. NCBI's taxonomy places the organism in Eukaryota, Fungi, Ascomycota, Sordariomycetes, Hypocreales, Hypocreaceae. The record is from RefSeq and is a predicted model, not a curated record.